Molecule: messenger RNA, 3405 nt
Organism: Colletotrichum destructivum
Lineage: Eukaryota; Fungi; Ascomycota; Sordariomycetes; Glomerellales; Glomerellaceae
Product: Putative Clr5 domain-containing protein
Exons: 3
Coding region: 82-2826 (914 amino acids)
Source: RefSeq, a predicted model, not a curated record
GAGCUUUGACUUGUCCGAGUCUUGACAUCUACCCAGCGGUCCGAACCACGGCUCCGUCGGGCUACGCCGAGCGCGGCCGACAUGUUCAACCAUUCUGGGGACAAGUCCCGCGGCGUUCCCUCUGGGUCAGGAUACAGCGACAACAGCAACAGUCAAAAUGACCAUCACCAUGGUCUAUCCCUCAACACGUCAGGUCAACCAUAUCCCAGGUUUGGCAUGCCCCAGAACUUUGGUACUUCUUCGACAUGUCUUCCACAACACGAAGCCGUCCGGAGAGACUUCGACUCGUCGUCGUCUAUGGACUGGACCUCUCCUGGCGGCGUACAACAAACGCGCUUCAACGUCCGAUCCUCCAUGAGCCACGCAUCGCAGCAGCAGCAGCAGCAGCAGCAGCAGCAACAGAAUGAUGGCAUGGAACUUGACGAACUCAACUCGCCCCCCGCCGGAGUCUCCAAUUUGAUUGCGCGCUUUGAGGGGAUUCGCGCCGCGCCGCCAAGCAGUAACAGGGUCAUGAGUUCAGGCAAUUCGGGUGCGAGCCCAUCAUCGGCGCAAUUCGGCGGCGGUGGCAUCGGCACCAACAACCUGCACAACAACAUGCACAGCAACAGCACAGCAAACAUGAGUUCUCCCGCCCUGAGCAGAAUCACCAGUCCGGUCACUCAUAGCCCGGCCGCGCCCAAUUUCUUUCGUGCCCCGGAGUCAUAUCGCCCUCCAGUGCCCAGGAGUACCAAGCCGGUCAUGGGGCGCGCCCCCUCCAACAUUCCAUUAUUCACGCCAGACUCGAGAUUUGGCGAUGGGAACAGUCGUGCCGGUGGUUCCUCUACACCCGCCCCACCACCACAGGUUCAUCAUCAGUCUCAACCAUCUGCCGACUUUAGUCAACUAGAUCCCUUCAUCAAUUCAUCAGCCAAGACGUUUGCUUCUCAGUCAAACACUUACAACUUGUCGAUGAGCGACUUUAAUAACACGACGACAAGCAAGAACUUCGCUUCCCAGUCGAACACAUCCUUUAACCCGCCUAUGAACUCGUUCAACACUUCAACCAAGGGUUUCAACUCUCAACCCAACAACGUCUUUGACCAAUCGACCAACAAUACUUUCAGCCCGACAAACACUUAUAGCUCCCCCACGAACGCUUUCAGUCCACCACCAAAUGCAAAUACCUUUAGCCCGCCGCCGAAUUCGAAUGCUUUCAGCCCGCCGCCUGCAGCUUUCAGCCCGGCACCUACACCGUUCAGCCCAGCAACGUCGACCUUUAGCCCGGCACCGACACCGGCCCCGAGCCUGAUUCCUGGUACUCCGAGUGGGAUGCAGACACCCUUCGGCCCUCCGCCCCCCACAUCGUUCCCGGGCCACGCUCGAGCACCCAGCGUGGCACCCAGCGUGGCACCGACGCCAAAAUCCGCCAUGGGUAGUCGGCCGUCACGGGAACAGGUUCCUGCCGAGGCAUGGGAGUCCUUCAAGCUGACCAUCAGGCACUUGUAUCUGGAAGAGCGGCGGCCGUUGAAAGAGGUCAUGCAAAUCAUGGCCGAUCAAUAUGGGUUUCAAGCAACGCCGAAGAUGUAUAAGACAAGAUUCUCGCAGUGGGGAUUCGUCAAGAAUAACACCGAGGACGAAGUGAAGAGGCUGUUGUCGAUGAAGUUCCAGCGCGAUGCGGAAGGCAAGGUGUCGGAGUUUGUGCGGAACGGCAGGGUGGUCAACCUGGGCACGUAUCUCAAGAGGAAAGGGGUGACCGAGUACGAUCUCGUCGACUUUGAAACGCCAGCUCAACUUCCGUCCUACGUGCGAUGUCGCACCCCGACACCGCCGCCCGCUCCGGGCUAUCUGCGAUCACCAGACCUGAUCCGAGCGCAGGAGACAAUUGUUGGCAACAUGAGGAAGGCGUUCCUGCACUGCCGCCAGUUCGAGGUGGAAACUGACAGGCAGGUCGGAUGGACGUCGAUUAUGCUCUGGGGCGCUGGGUCGAGCGACAUGUUCGCCGACGCCAACAAGAAGUUCGAGAUGGGCGAGCACGACGCGGGCGGGCAUCUCCUGAUGAGGGCCUUCAAGCGACUGGAGAUGGACCUCAAGCAGCUGUCGCCCCAGGGUAUCAAGGAGCUGCUGCUGGGGAUGGUGCAUCGCGACGCGGGCAUGAUGACGGCCAUGUGCAAGUACCUGGCGGCCUAUUCGACGACCAACUUCGAACGGUCGCAUCCCCUGCGUCAGACCUUUUCCGCCCUGUACGAGGUGCAACAGAAGCACGGGCCGAUUACGCUCUCGGAGCUGGUCUGGGGCUGCAUCCCCACCAUCGCCGAAGAGCUCGAGGCCAUCUACGGACGGCGCCACCCGUACGUUGCGCGGACGUGGAUCGAUCUGGCCAUCUUCUACAACCACGCCAACCCCGAACGACUCGAGAAACUGCUCAUGGAGCUCCAGCCGCUGCGCAGAGAGAUCGCGGGCCGUCACGGGCAGGGCAGCGCGGACGACCUCGCGCUGCGGUACGCCGUGGUGCAGCUGAUGCAGGCAGCCUGGCCCAACGGCGACAACACGAGGUCGGAGGCGCUGGAUCUGUGGGCGGCGAUGAGGAGCGCCGGGCUCGUCUUUCCCGUGCGAGGGGCGGAACACAACACGUUCUGCUAUCACAGUCCGCUCAAGGUGGACCCGUGGGACAGACGAUGCAGAGACCGGUACGACGUCGGAACCCAGUUCUUCCAGCAGCAUUGCGGCAUCAAGGUGCUGCCGUACUUCGAAGAGGACAUGCACUACACGGAACACGCCCCCGACUCUCACUCGGCGCUGGCGGCAGCUCUGGGACACAUGGCGCCGUCCAAGUUUUCGCUCAUCUGAGGAAUGUGUAAACGCAAAACAGAUUUUACUUGACGACGGUCACUUUGAUUCGUCCGCUACGGCCCGACGGACGACGGCAGUCCCAACGCACGACGCAGAUGUCGCAAACACACACACACACACACACACACUACAUACGAGUCACGGACAAGUGACAUUUCCGCAACCCCUUUUCUAAUUUUAUUGGUUCAAGAUGAUGGAUGCUAGGUAGGAUGCGACGGUCGCACAACGACAAACGAGAGGCGGUUGCUUCGGGCAUGUCAGGAUGGGGCUGUCAAUGACACCUUGGAACGGUCAAAGAUGAGGAAUUCUGGAUACUUCAGGCGUAUUGGGAUAAGGGCAUAAACGCCAUGGACUUGUAUGCCAUGGCCGGCGUAUUGGGGAGGGGGCAUUUCCGAUUCCACCACACACAGCGAGCACACGUUUUCAUGGAAUGACACAUUGUACAAUAGCAUUUGGGAGAGGAGCAGAGGAGGAAAACCUGAUACCACGAUACCAGAGGGAGAAGGGAGGACGACUGUAGGCCUACGGCAGCAAAAGAGAGGAGAGAGAAAGAGAGAGAAAUGGGGAGACGAUGAU